This is a messenger RNA of Danio rerio (zebrafish), 713 nucleotides long. RefSeq names its product zinc finger, SWIM-type containing 7 (gene zswim7). NCBI's taxonomy places the organism in Eukaryota, Metazoa, Chordata, Actinopteri, Cypriniformes, Danionidae. Gene Ontology annotation, molecular function: zinc ion binding. The record is from RefSeq and is marked provisional. Gene Ontology annotation, cellular component: nucleus; chromosome.
CGCCAAAUGACGUACGGCUGUGCGGGAAGCAUGAACACGGUUCAUUAUGGGCUCAUCUCUUGUUUCUGUUGCUGAGCAGCUUUUGAAGGACCUACAGAGAACUUACUCAGAGAUAAAGCAAAUACCAGAUGACUUACUAAUAGCAUUACGGUUUGUGUUUGGCCCAUGUGCACUUCAAGCAUUGGACUUGGUGGACCAGCAUAGUGUCACAUGUGUAUCAUCGCCCAGCGGUCGAAAGGCUUUUCAGGUAUUAGGUGGAUCGGGUCGUCUGUACACGUGCUUCACGUCCUGUCACUACUGCCCGUGCCCGGCCUUCUCUUUCACUGUGCUCAGGAGAAACGAAAGUCUCAUGUGUAAACACCUUUUGGCGGUCAUCCUGAGUCAGGCCAUGGGUUUGUGUCAGCAGGAGCAGGUCUCAGAUCAGCAGAUGACCCACAUUCUCUCAAGGCAACCUGAGGCCAGCACAUAAAUAACUGAUUCUGGAGUGUCGAGGGACUCUUAUGUGAACAUGCAUGUUGGAAUACAGGUAUGGAUUAGACUGGACUUGUCAAAUGCCGUUAUGACUAAUUAAAUUUGUCGAUCAAUUUUACUAGGAGAUAAUCAGUCGUGGAAUGUAAAAGAUUGCUGUAAAAGUAAUUGGAUAAGCAAAGCUGUAAUACUAAAUGAUAAAUGUUUAUGUAUGUGCUGCUCACUAAAUAUUUUAUCUGCUGCCA